Messenger RNA from Lathyrus oleraceus (garden pea), 1068 nucleotides. RefSeq names its product cysteine-rich receptor-like protein kinase 24. Bases 11 to 973 code for a protein of 320 amino acids. The transcript is spliced from 4 exons. Gene Ontology annotation, biological process: protein phosphorylation. Gene Ontology annotation, molecular function: protein kinase activity; ATP binding. The record is from RefSeq and is a predicted model, not a curated record. NCBI's taxonomy places the organism in Eukaryota, Viridiplantae, Streptophyta, Magnoliopsida, Fabales, Fabaceae.
UUUGUACAAUAUGAAUCCAACAAAUCUUCUUCUUCUUUCAUCUCAAAACUUGAAAGAAUGUACAAACAAUUUCAACCAAAUCAAUCUCAUAGGUUUGACAAAGUUUGGAGGAUUGUUUAGAGGAAACUUCCAAGGUCAACAUGUCUUAGUGAAGAUAUUGGAUGAUGAAAAAUUGAAGCACAUAAGUUCCAAAUAUAAUGAUGAAAAUUUGAUUCUCAAAGAGGAAAUAAAGUUUUACACAAAUCCAAAUUUGAAAGAUUGUCCUAACUUUGCUACUUUGAUUGGUUACACUUGUGAAAGAGAUAUCAAAGGGAUUGUUUAUGAUAUUAAUCCACUUGAUACUUUGGAUAAUGUAAUCAAGAAAGGUAUGAAUUGGGUUCAGAGAAUAAAUGUAAUUUAUGAGAUUGCUAAGUUCUUGAAAUUCAUACAUGAUCAAGAGAAACAAAACAUGGUGUUGAAUAUUAAUGCAUCUCAUAUACUUCUUGAUAAGGAUUAUAAGCCAAAGUUAUUUGAUUUAUUGUUGCUUAGUGAAAUGAAAAUGCUAAAGGAACAAUUAACAAUGUCAACUAGCUACAUUGAUCCUUAUUUUUCUCUAAGAGGUGGUGAAUGGAAUAAAAGCUGUGAAGUGUAUUCAUUUGGCAUCAUUUUGCUUGAACUAGUAACCAAAAGAAUUUCAAACAUUGAAAAGAUAGAAGAUACAAGCUUAAACAUGGAUAAUCUAUUACAUAUUUGGGCCAAGAAAGAGUACAAGCCAAAUUGUUCUCUUGUACACAAACAUCUGCAAGAAGAUUGGCUUUAUUAUGCUGAAGAUGGUGUUGCAAUAACUCUACUUGCUUUGCAAUGCAUAGAAUUUUUUCCAGCAAAUCGUCCUUCAAUGAGUUAUGUGUUGCAAAAUCUAGAAAAUCUUUCAGUGUUUCAACAUUUGUUUGAUGCUAGAUCAACUAAAAGGGAAAAGAAGUUCAUUUCAUCAUGAUGCAAAUUGAUAUCUCAUAAGCCAAAUAUUUGAAUGUAAAAUAACUUUUCCUUCCUUAUUAUUAGUAUUAAAAUGGAAAGAAAUUAGUAUGGGGA